Oryzias melastigma (Indian medaka) is the source of this 6571-nucleotide messenger RNA. It is a transcript of the gene rp1, whose product is annotated as oxygen-regulated protein 1. The transcript has 4 exons. Gene Ontology annotation, cellular component: axoneme. NCBI's taxonomy places the organism in Eukaryota, Metazoa, Chordata, Actinopteri, Beloniformes, Adrianichthyidae. Bases 233 to 6571 code for a protein of 2112 amino acids. The record is from RefSeq and is a predicted model, not a curated record. Gene Ontology annotation, biological process: intracellular signal transduction; retina development in camera-type eye; axoneme assembly.
UUACACAAAAUCUGUAAAUCAAAUCUUUUAAACGUUGGAUGCAUGGGCCAGCAAGCCCCUCCUACUUUUAUUGAGGGAUUUGAUUGGCCAGUUUAUAAUUCAAUGGAAUCUACGGGAUUUUGGAUUCUUGGAGCCAGUGGGUACUUCCUGUUUGGAAUAACAGUCAAUGGGUACAACAGAAAAAAAGUACUUUUAGGUAUUAAUUCUAACUCUGUCGACUGUUUCAGACACCAUGAGUAACACACCUGUGCAGGACCCCCCAGCCCUGGGGGGGUCGUCUGACAGCGGGCAAACCCUCCCCUCUCGAGCUUUGCCGCCCGCCACUAAUGCUUCAGGGUCCAAAAGAGUCUGCUUCUACAAAAGCGGGGACUACAAGUUCACCGGGCAUCGUAUGAUCAUCACCUCCCGCACCUUCAAGACCUUCGAUGCUCUGCUGGACGCUCUGUCCAAGAAAGUGCCUCUGCCGUUUGGAGUUAGGACCAUCACCACGCCGAGAGGAACUCACCUCGUCAAAGCUUUGGACGACUUACAAGACGGAGGAGCCUACGUGUGUUCUGACCAGAAACGGGUGAAGCCGCUGAACCUGGACGAGGUGACUCGGCGGCAGGUUCCUUGGAACACCACCAGAGCGCUCAGUUCAGAGCGACGAAGGCGCCAAGGUCUGCGGCUCAGGCUUUCUGGGAGAGGAAACGAUGGCGGUGGCAGGCCGGUGAAGGUCACUGACAGAGUGGCCGUCAGGACACCAAAGAAGCUGGUGGUCAUCAAGAACAAAGACCCCAGUGUGAAACGGACCAUCGUCCUGCAGAGAAGAACUGCUCCAACAUUUGAUGCUUUGCUGGAUUACCUGUCUCAGAUCCUGCAGUUUCCGGUGCUGAAGCUCUUCUCAACCGAUGGUAGAAGAGUAAGUGACCAAACGAAGGAGCAGAUCCUAACUUCUUCAUCAUUCCAGUUUUCAGGCUAUUUACAAAUCCACACACACUUGUUUUACAGUAAGAUGGGUGAUUCCUGGUCUCCUCUUCUGCAGGUGGACGGUCUCGCUGCUCUCAUUCUGUGCUCUGGAGUCGUCGUAGCUGCAGGAAAAGAACCAUUCAAGUUAGGAGGUUUUCGUUUCCAGAGAACGGGUCAGGCAGCUCAAAUCCUGUAUGUGGAAAAUGUGGAACCAGCAACACAGCAGAGCAGACUUCAGAAGAAGAAAUCUCUCACAAGUGGAAGAGGCUCCAAAAACUUCUCCUUGUCAUCGGAGCGAUAUAUAAUCAACCAGAUCCACAACUCUCAGAACGGCGGCGUGAACGGGUACCAGCGCCACGGUUUGGAUGAACCUGAGUCUCAGCAGAGUCCCACGCCCAUGGAGACGUAUCAGAAAGACACUGAGCUUCCAUCCUGCAUCAUACCGCACGAGGAUGACAUCGAGAAGUCAUUCCGCGUGAAUCAAGACGGCAGCAUGACGGUGGAGAUGAAGGUCCAUCUGACCAUCAAGGAGGAGGAGAUGCUCCACUGGACCACCACGGUCAGCCGCUCCAGCCUUAGCAGGAGGAAAGUUUGUGCCUCGGCCUCGGAGUCGGGCAACAAUUCUCCUGACUCCAACCACACUGUUGCCAAAGACUCCUCAAAUAUUCAAGAGGAUGAAACCAAAGAGGAGAACCACCGUGAUGGAGCGGGAAGAGGCGUGGGCUCCACCGGCGACACUCCGGCAGCUCUGGGGAGAGCUAAAGCCGGCUUCAAGCGGACGCCCACACCCGGUCCUCGACGGGUCAAUAAGAAGGCCUCCGUGGAGAGCGUGAAGAUGGUUACAGAGAAAGGCUUUCAGGAGAGCAUGAUGGGACAUUAUUCCUACGUGGAGAGGACCGCGGACGGAGAGACGACGGAGGGCUACUGCGUCGUCAGACACAGCAGCAGCAGCAGCACCAAACCCAUCCCCAAACCGCGGAAAACCGCCUCUGCAGGAGGGAGGAAGCCCCCCUCCUCCGUCAGGUCAUCCACGGGAUCUGAGGUCCUCCGGGACCCCAACGGCGGGAUGGAGGUCACGGAAACGGUGAUGCACAUCUACGAAACUCAAGGCUGCUAUGACAACUACUUGGCGAACGAGGAGUACAGCGCAGAUGGAGCUUCUGAAGGCAAGCCCUCCCCAGACUCAAGACCUCUCUCCUCAAACAACGACUGUGACAUAGAUUGCAACUGGCAGCCACCCACCGGUGACUCACUGGUGAGGCAGAAAGAGGAGAUGCUGUCACUGUCAUCCGAGCCAGAAUGUCCGACACAUCCGCUUACAAACAAUGCGGAGAUCCGAGCAGAAGUUCUCCAGGAAAACCCGCCCAAAACCACCAAGAAGAAAACAAUCGGAAGCUCGGCUUCAACAAGCAGCGCGGACAAAAAACGAAUCAGUCCCUCAAAGCGCAGCAAGGACUCCUCUCCAGACAAGCUCAGCAGUGACGCCAGCGCUGGAAGGAAGAGCCUGAACUCCAUGGAGAGUCUGAGGAAUAAAGCAGCAGAAAAGCCCCCGUCUACCAAAUCCGUCCAGCCAAAGCCCCCCGCUAAAGGAUCGACCUCAGCAAGCCCCGGGUACCUCCGAAGAAGCUCCUCAAAGAGUCAGAGCACAAACAAACCACCGACUAAGGAGAACGGCCACAACAUAGACACGCCCACCGCGAGGCCGCAGAUGAAGAAGAACAUGUCAGACAUUUUACAGACCAAAAAGUCUUCUUCAGGCAAAAAGUCCCUCAGCAAACCAAAAUCAAUGAUCGAAUAUAAACUGUCUGCACCGAAAUCCUCCUCACAGCUGAGCGAGUGCAGCUCAAUGCCUUCUCUGAACCCGUCUCCCUCAGAAAUCCACCAGUACGUGGAGAACUGGCUGGAGAACGUCACCCCAGACCAGGUGCCGUGUCCAGACGAAGCUGCCGGAGAAGAAGUCCACACCAAAGUCAUCUUCAAGAUUGGAGCCGAUUCUGAGUCUGACGACACCAACGAGAGCCAGCCUCUGAUUCCUGAGUCCAUGAAGAAGUCCUCUUCCUGCCUCUCCGUUCCUCUUUCCCAUGAAGGACCAGCUCAGCUCCAUGGAGAGCAAAGAGCCCUGGGUUUAUGCGUGUCAAUGCCGAGCAUCAGAGCCGAGCCGGUAAACCGGGAGAACCGGCUGAGGUCGCACAAGUCCGCUGAAGUGAUCGGUGCAGAGAGCAGCGAGACCUCUUCAGCUCACGUUCUGAACCCCAAAGAGAAGAUCAAACCCGUCCUCCGACAGCUCUGCUCAUCCAUCCAGUGCAUCAGAAGAGCGUCCACCGGCAACUCCACGCCAGCUCUGCAGACUUCCAGCAGCACUCCCAACUUCUCCACACAGGUGGCGUCGGUGUUCGGCUCGUCGUGCAAGGCCUUCCUUUCCUUCCUGUCAGUGAUGACGCUCAGAGAGAACCUAACAGCCGACAGCAAGCCGUCUGACGGCGCCUCGGAGGCCCUGCUGAUGCUGGAGUCCCUGCAGCACAUUUCCAACAUCCAAGACGAAGAAGAGCAGAGGGCCAGUCUGACGGAUCUGCAGAGCAGAGCGUCUUCCCACUUCAGGGAGCGCUGGAAGGACUUCCAGAUCCUGAGGGAGAGGCUGGAAAGCGAACCACUUUCCCCCAAAGUCUCAGAGACGGAGUUUGCUCUGGACGUCGUCUCUGAGGGCGGGGACAUCUUCGAGGACCAGCACGUGGGCCUCGACGAGCUGAUGGAGGAGAUGAACAUGCCAGAGGACCUCAGAGAGCAGAUAUCUUCAACCAUUAAAAGCUUUUAUCCAGCUGAGGAAAGCACCUACGUGGAAACGGUGAAGAACCAGUCGGACUCGGAGGAAGACGUGGAGACGUUCGUCAGAGAAAGCAAAGAGGAAACUAAACCUUUACCGGAAGUUUCUGAGGAGACGACGAAGGAGAACGCUGAACACAAGGAGGAGUCGGAGGCAGAAAACCAGCCAUCUGAAUCUGAAGACAAAGAAAAGGUGGAAAACGAAGGUUGUGGAUCCGAGGAAGACAUACAGAAAGAGGAAUGGGAGGGGCGGGAAGAUGAAGAAGAGGAGGAAAAGAAUACAGGAGGAAGGAAUGAUCAGCAGGUUGAUCAAAGCAUAGCAUCAGCUGAGAAACUGGAGGAGGAGCCAGGGGAGAUGGGGGAGGAGUUUGAGGAAGAGGUUAACGUAGGGACAGAUAAGGAAAUAGCAAAUAAGGAAACAGGAAAUUCAGAUGAAAAUGAGGACACAGAUGAGAGAGAGGGCGCUGUGGAGACAGCUGAGGAGGAGGAAGGAAACAGCGAGGAAGAGGAUCACGAAGAUGUGGAAGCAGAGGAAGUAAGAUGUGUAACUGUUCAAGGAGAAGAGGAGGAAGAGGAGGAGAAAGGUGAGGAAGAGAAUCAUGAAGAUGUGCAAGAGGAGGAGGCAGGAUGUGCAACUGAUCAGGGAGAAGAGGAGGAAGAGGAAGAAGAGGAGGAGAAUAGUGAGGAAGAUUAUCAUAGAGAUGUGAUAGAUGAGGAGGCAGGAUGUGCAACUGAUCAAGGAGAAGAGGAGGAAGAGGAAGCGGGAGAAGAAAACAGUGAAGAAGAGGAUCAUAGAGAUGUGAUAGAUGAGGAGACCGGAUGUGCAACUGUUCAGGGAGAAGAGGAGGAAGAGGAGGAGAACAGUGAGAAAGAUGAUUGUGAAGAUGUUCAAGAUGAGAAGGAUGGACUUGCAACUGAUCAGGGAGAAGAGGAGGAAGAGGAGGAAAACAGUGAGGAAGAGGAUCAUGAAGAUGUACAUAAGGAGGAAGUAGGAUGUGGAACUGAUCAAGGAGAAGAGGAGGAAGACGAGGCCGGAGAGGAGAACAAUGAGCAAGACAAUCCUAAAUAUGUGCCAGAUGAGGGAGUAGGAUCUGCAACUGUCCAGGGAAAAGAAGAGGAAGAGGAGAAAAACAGUGUUGAGGAUAUAGAUGAAGAGAUAGAAGCAGGUGUAGUUGAAAGGUUUGAGGAAGAAGGCGAGACUCUGGAGAUGAAUGAAGAGAAGGAAGAAGAAGAGGAGGAACAGUUCUCAGAGGGAGUUAGUGAGGAAGAACAAGAGAACAAGGAGAGGGAAGAAAGAAAAUGGAGUGAAAAAGAAUCGGAAGAAGAAAAAGAUAAAGAUGAAGGAAGCGUGGAAGCAGUAGAAGAGGAAGAAAGGAUUGAUGAUCUGGAGGGAGAAGACGAUGCCACCUCAGAGAAGAACGAAGAUGAAGACGAGAGAAACGGCGAUGCACAAAAUUUGAAUCAACUGGACGAACAACCGACCGAGCAAACGAAGGCCUCAAGCCUGAAGGAAAGCAGAAGCAACGCUGAAGAAGAAGAAAAUGUGGAAUCUCCAACCAAACUUUCCUCUGAAGGUCCGUGUGAGGAUGACAAAGGUGGAGACUCUUUUCACGAGACAGACGAAGGAGAAGAGGAGAAAAGAAGCAGCAGUUCCUCACAUCCAGUUGAGAUCUCCCAGGAUCUCCUGGACUUUGUGAACCACGCCCUCCGCUCUUCUUCUCUCAGAUUCACGUCUGACUCUCAGGGGAACAUCCGGAUCGAGCCCGAGAAUGCUCGGGUCGUACAGACGAGCACAAGGACAAAAGAGGGCUCGUACGGUCUGAAAUGCCUCCCCAGCCCCAUCACCUCUGACCUGUCCGACUACAGACCAGAGACGUCCGAGAGCGGCGGGUACAAGAGUCAGGGCUCGGUGGAAGUGAGCUCAGAGAGCGGAGAAGAACCACCAAAGAAGUCUUCACCGCUCUGCUCACAUUCAGGAACAAACGUGGAGCAGAGCGGGACAAAACUGUCCGUCCCCAGCAGCUCAGAGGCCUUCAACAGUCCUUCCUUAAGAAGCUUGUCUUCUGCUGGAGACUCCAAAGCCUUGAGAGAAGAUCUCUCUUACUUCAGCGCUGCCAGCUCACUGAAGGAAGACCCCGACGUCCAAAACCCUCCAGCUGGUGGUUCCAGCCCCGACAGAGAGUCAUCCGACGGGGUUCUGAUCGAUCGGGGCAGGUGGCUCCUGAAGGAGAACCACCUGAUCAGAAAAUCCCCCCCACUCUCCAUGGGAAUGUACGGGAAUCUGGACAGCUCGUCCGUGGACACGGGUCAGGACAACACCAGCGAGGACUCGCCGCCCCACUCCAAACCCCAGCACAGCCCGCUGGCGGCCAUCUCCUCCUCCGAUCUGGAGGAGAUGGCCAAGCCAGGCGCCUUACGGUGCAAGUACUUCAACAUGCCCCACGGGAGUGACUCUGACCCCUUCCUGGACGAUGCCAGCAUCCGCAGCGGGAAGCUGGAUGCCGCCGUGGUAAAAGGGCGGGGCUUCAGGGUGUCGCCGACCGUCGACACCUCCAAAACCUGGGCCAACAGGAACGGCAGCCUGUCCUCUUUUGCCUCAGUGGAGUUCAAAAUCCCUGAUGGGAAGGUGCAUCCAGAGGAGGCCGCAGCCGUCACGCAGCCAAGAGCGACAUCUAGUGGUGAGCAGGGAGCCCUGCGGCCCCAAGACUCGGUGGACUCGCUGCACCUGCGGUGCGGCCAAUCUCCUCCAAACUCCAUAUUUGGAGAUCGGCCUCAGACGUCGCUGCACUUUGGUGACAUUUGA